AUGGAAGAGAUGAGACUUGAAAGAGGAAGAGAUACGUGCCGCUGGUUGGGGAGAAGACUGAAUUGGGUUAGUGUCGGCACAACAAUUGAAGUGGUCCACAUGACUUGCCGACAACACUGGACAAUUUCUCUUGCCCUUGCACUUCCUCAAAUCUGCUUGAUCUUCUGUUUCAUUCAAUGUAUCUUCACUAUAUACCAGAUUGUUCCAAUGUCAUCAAGUGAUGGUGCAAUGUCAUUCCCGCGCAAGUCCCCGCGCGUCAAAGACGCGACUAGCCUCCACCAGUGCCCCCACUGUGACCGGGCCUACGAGAGGCCCGAUCAUUUGGCACGCCAUUUAGACUCUCAUCGAAAUGAGCGGACCUUUCAGUGCCCAACCUGCCACCGCGGGUUCAAUCGUAGGGAUGUAUUACAACGGCAUAGGUUGAUCCAUACAGACGGCAAACUCAUCACCAAGCACAAAGGCCGAGUAUUAGAAGCCUGCGAGGAGUGCGCAGUUGCCAAGGUGAGCUGCGACAACAGCAGGCCUUGCAAUAGAUGCCAACGGAAAAACGUCUCGUGUAUUCCAAGAAAGUUUCGUCGACAGUCGACCAAGUCCAUAACCACCCCCGCAUCAGAUGCCAACGCACCGCAACGGCAACCGGGGGACGGGUUUAUUGAGGAGAUCAGCGCUCUACCAUCAGUGGAGAACACAGAGGCUGGACUUGAUUCUUACCAAACACCAGUGGGCUCGGGGAAUAGUGACAACACGAAUGGUAUUUUCGGUCCAACGGAGUCUCCAGUCCCACCCUUCUCAGAUCGCAUCUCGAGCCAUUAUAUACCCAGAAACUCCCUCGAGACGUACGAGGUGAACGAGUUCCCAGCUUUCUUCGAGCACGUCAUGAUGCCAUCGAAUCCCUUUCCUUCGGAUGUCGUUUCCGACGUGCAGCACCCAAGAGGUGUGUUUGAUUUCAUGUGUGAGCCGGAAUUCACGAGUCCGAAUGCUGGUUUAUUCGGCUCGGAUAUAUUGAUGGACUUGGACAAGAUACUGGAGUUCAAUCCUUCCCCUGCGGCAACGAAUGUCAACUCGGAAUUCUCAAAUGAAGACCAAAGUACGAAGCAGCGGGUAGCUGCUUUUCGAAAGUCUCUAUGGCUUUGGGUACCCCAAAAGAAUCAGAAUGGGUUUAGCGAAGAAGCACACAUACCACUUCGCGAUGGAGACAUGACCGCAACGAUCUCAUCUUUGCAUAGGUCUCGCCUCGAAGCACUAAAUAUCCGUGGGAAGUUGACCAACCAAUUACGCGACCAUAUUUUUCAACUAAUUUUGAGGACCGCUGGUACACGCCUCUCUGUGCCCUCGUUUCCGACCGCAGAGUCUCUUGACGCGCUUAUCAAAAUUGGCAUCUCCAAGAGAACAGAAACGGAUGCAUGGAUCCAUCCCUAUACAUUGUACCUCCAGGAUUCAAGACCUGAGCUCCUGACAGCCUUAGUUGCGGCAGGAUGUGUGUGCUCUGCUAUACCCUCCAUCAGUAAGACCGGCGUCCUGCUGCUAGAGAUUGUUCGGGUUAGCCUUGCACAACUUGUCGAAUCUGACAACAGUGUUCUCCGAGAUCUACAAUAUUUCCAAGCCUCCAUGAUGUGGCUCGAUAUUGGAGUAUUCUGCGGUUACAAACGGAAGAUGCAAAUCGCAGAGAGCCAUCUGCAGCCAUUGUGCACUGCUUUGCGCAGAGCCGGGGCGUUUGACCGCUCAUUUUAUUCCCAACCCACUUUUCUUCAGAAGCUUCACAAUGGAGAGUCGUUAGACAAUGUCUGGUAUGAAUGGAUUCGACAAGAGUCACUGAAACGAUUAGCCUAUCAUCUAUUCGAGCAUGAUGUAGAAGCCGCUACUGCCAUGAAUCGACCUCCCCUUACCAGCUACACGGAAUAUACUUUGCCAUUUCCAAGCGCUCGCGACUUAUGGCUAGCGCCAACAGCGGAGGACUGGAAACAAUUGUGGGAGACAAAGCAUUCGUAUGAAGCCCCUUUGGGUCUGUCUCUCCGAGAAGCACUUGCCGAUCCGUCAGUUCUCAAACAUCUUCCAUCCAAUGUGGACGAAGGAGUGGUCAACUCGGCACUCUUACAUGGUCUCAUGAGUCAAGUUUGGGAGUUCCGUCAACAAGCGCUACUCUUGGAUAGCAGUCCUUCUACGACCCGUGCGGUCACUCGACUCUGGCUACAAAGCAGACAGGAAGACCUGUUGAGUUCUAUCGAUGCAGCGAAGCAGGACAUGACAGGCGCCCCGGCAAUCGCGACCGUGCUUAGCGAGUUUUCCAAGAUGUAUCUACAUAUCAACUUCGAUUCGAUCCAGCGCUUUGCCGGCCAGUUCGGAGAAUCAGAAGCCCGCCAGGAGUAUCCGCGACUCCGGGAUUGGAGCUUGACAAAAGAGGCUCGCGUUGCUAUAUGGCACGCUGGGCAGGUCCUUCGUGCUGGGCGGCGGGUGCCCCCGUUCCAACUGCGUGGGUUUGAUGGUCUAGCCAUCUACCAUGCCAUCCUGGCGCUUUGGGUCUUUGGGCUACUCCGGUGCGGUGAGAGACAGCGCGAAGAUCUUGUUAGUCCGCCUAGUGGUCACCAAGAGCUGCUGAUAACCCUUGACGGCCCUGAAACGGAACUGACGAAAUCCUUUAUCAAUCGGGAUAUUGGCCAGCCGGGGCUGACUUUCGAAGAUACCGCGCCCGAUGGAAACAAGGAGUCGAUAUUCUAUCCGCUUCGCAGCCCUCGCUUGGUGAUGGAUGUAGGGCGACAGGUCCUCGAUAGCAACUUUCCCGAAGUGACGGAUAACUUUCCUCCGCUGGUCGAUAACCUGCGUAACCUGAUACGCGAUCUGGGAAACUUACCAUAG
This is a messenger RNA of Aspergillus calidoustus, 2853 nucleotides long. NCBI's taxonomy places the organism in Eukaryota, Fungi, Ascomycota, Eurotiomycetes, Eurotiales, Aspergillaceae. The record is from the annotation of a GenBank genome assembly.